GGUGGAUGGAAUACGGCAUCUCUGUGAUAAUCAUUUUUAUUUCUUUUCACUAUUACUGGCUGAAUUUUAAUUGUGAUCACAGAUUUUCCAAGCAUUACGUAUCGUGUCUUUUUUAAUUCGGUGCUAUGACAGUCUUGAAAGAUUUUAUUCCGUAAUCGUCGGGCUAUCGGAGCGUGAUUUUGACGGAAAUCGGAGGCUGAGCAUGCUGAUUACUGCAGUAGUGUAGGAUGGUAGUAGUUAGUAGAGCAAUAGAUUAAAUGUUUUACAAAAAAAAAAAAAGCUGCCUAAGAAUGACUUCAGCAACUGAUGACCGGCUUACCUUUGACCUCUGAUGAACUUUGACCUCAAAUCUCUGCCUUGAUUGGGAUAUCAUAGUCAGUUAGUCAGAGAACCAAUCAUUCCAGGAGCAGUCUUUCAAUAUGGACAAACCAGCAACUGGGACAAAAAAGGAAAGAGGUAAACUCGAAAGCAAAAAAGAUUCCCCAUCAUCGUCCUUUGAUAAAAAAGACCGACAAGAAAAAGGAAAAGACAGAGAGAAAGUUGAGCCAAGGAAGGAUAAACCAGAGUUUCGACGAGAGAAAUCAAAGGAGAAAUCAGAGGGUCGGAAGGAGUACAGGAAGGAAGCCCCGCCUCCUAGAUUUCAGACUAAAAAACUGUCUAAAAGUAAGCGAUUAGAGGAACCCCCUCCUGCCGUCAUUCGUGAUGAGGGGGAUGUGCCUUGUAAGGACAGUAGUUUUGAAGACAAUGAACCUAACGGAAAAUCACAGACCUAUCCUAAAUUUAAAUUAUUGGUUCGUACGCAUGCGGUUCGGGAUGACUCACCGCCAUCUACUCCAGAUUUACUUGCAUUGUCGUCGCCAUGCACGUCAAGCGAUGGCACCACCACUGCCACUCUAAAGCAUCAACUUAGCGGUGAUAACCCACCGUUAAAAAUAGCUCAAACACAGCUCAGUGGAAGCGCCACACCGAAGAGUGAGCCAGCUCUCUCUAGAGAAUCAAGUCAAGAGAAAGAGUAUACAGAUUUUACGGGUGUCGAUGUUCAUGAAUUUAUAGUUCAAACUUUACAGAAUUCCAGGGAUAGAAUGAUGUUAUUAAAACUAGAACAAGAUUUAAUUAACUUUGUUCAAGAUCAAAGUCAACAUACGUUGAAAUUUCCUCCAAUGACGUCCUACCAUCGUAUGAUAGUGCAUCGCGUUGCUGCGUAUUUUGGUAUGGACCAUAAUAUAGAUCAAACUGGCAAAGCUGUUGUGAUAAACAAAACGCAGAACACAAGAAUACCAGAGCAGCGAUUCAAGGAGCAUAUACGACAUGAUAGACAAACUGAAGAACCCAGGAUGAUUUUGAAGAGGGACAGCGCUAGUCUUGAAGACAAAGAGUCAAUUUCAUCACAGGAAGGCACUGGGAGUAAUCUUUCUAUUGAGUCCCCGCUCAGGAGUAGACGAAGUAGCAACUCAGAAGAGUUUUGUUGGCGUCCAGAACAACGUCCUUGGAGCAGCGUUGAUUCAAGUGGUUCAGAACGUCAAGUCAUCCCUGUGGUAACCAAAGCGAGUAGCUUUGCCGGAACUGGCAUACACUCGGUUUUGUUACGAGGGGACAGUAGCGGGAGUAGUUGGAGCGGUGGUAGCCGAGGAAGCACAAGUAGUUUUAGUAAACUUACCAAAGUGGGUAAGCACCCAGACUCAUCGGAACGGAGCGGAGGUAGUCCGUCAUUCCGACCUCUACCUGUCAUCCAACAACAACCUUCAAUAUCAGCGCCAGCGCCGCCACCCCCUCCCCCACAACAAGCAGCUGUCAGUCAACAAUACUGUCAACAACCACAACCACCACAGCAGGCAUCUACUUAUCAAAUGUCACAGACUGGCAGUCAGGUGACCUGGACUCAGACUGGUUCCAUGGCAACUGGUGUUGGAAGUUCUACAGGGCUUCCGCAAAGCGGCGCUGUCUUGUAUGCAGCGCCUAAUAUUGAAUCUGUGCCUCCAGGAAGCAUUCUUAUCAAUCCACAAACAGGUACGCCGUAUCUUCUUGCCGAUGGCUCUCCGAUGGUAUAUCAGCCACCACUGCCACACCAAAAUGUUACUAGUCCAUUACAACAAGCGCAGUCACCGACGCAACCAAUACAACAACAGCAACCAUCUAUGCCUCCAUACUCGCAGUACUCUCAACUUAAUAUGCUUGCAGCAUCUCAGAUGCAGCGGUCUUAUUCAGGGGACUCACAGGGUAGUAUGCAGGAUAUGGCAAGUCAGAUGCAUGGUAUGAGUCUAAGUCGUGAGCCGUCCAACGAGAGCACUGGUGAAAUGGUUCCUCAACAGCAGAUGAUGUCGCCGCCACAGCAACCAUACAUGAGUGGACCGUACAUGCGUCAAGGAGGUGUGAUGGGAUCUGGAUAUUCUGGUCCAAGUGGUGCUCCUGCCCCUCCACCUCCCCCGCCUCAACAGCAGAUGAUGCCGCCGGCUCCUCCCCAACAGACGUAUAAUGUACAACAAAGCCCACAGACAAUGUACUCUUCUAUACCUCAGGGCCAGAUGAUGAUGCCCUCUCCACUGUAUCAUUCAACAACUCAAACUCAGUACUUGCAACCGCAGCAGCCACCACCACCACCAAGUCAACAGCAGCAGGCAACACCGCAGAUGCAUCAAGGAAACCAACAACAGCCAAUGAUGCCACCUCUGCCACAAGCUGGAAUGCCGGUUAUGUACCAGAGUCAAGCGCAGAGCCAGGGACAAGCAUUGGUGAGUCCCACGCAACAGUUUUCAACAGUAUCGCAAUAUGGACAAAAUUAUCAAAAUAUGCCUAUGAUGGCUCCGCCUCCUCCACAGCAACAACAGCAGCAACCACCACCGCAGCAACACUCUCAUUUGAUGCAGCAGUCAUCUUUUGAUUCACCACAAGUUGCCACACAUGCUGCAGUUCAACAACAGCAGCAUCAUCAACAGCAGCAGCAACAACAACAAGCAGCGGCUCAACUGCCUCCUGUACAAAUGCCAGUGUACUACCAACCAAUGCCGACAAAUACGGCUGGGCAGCUGAUGGGCUUCUCACACUUACCGCAGGACGGGAGUAUGACACGGCCUGUGACGCCACCACAGGUACUCGCUGGCCAUUCGCAACACCCAUCAACGCAGGGCAUGUACAGCUUUGCGUAUGCCCAGCCGAGGGCACAGUCUCCCCAAGCAGCUAUGAGUCUACAGUAUCAGACAAGUAUACCGUCAACCACUCCCCCACAACAACAACUGCCAGCACCGCCGCCGCCCCAACAGCAAUCAGGACUAUCGCAGCACCAGAGAAAGGUUUACAGUGUCGAUCAUCGGCCACCUAAAUCAACAGAGCUAUAUAAUCCGGACACACCGUUGUCUAGAGGGGGUAGUGGAGAUGCUUAUCAGCAGUGUGGGGUAGGCAGUGGUGGUGGUGGACAUAGUCCAUCUGGAUCAUCGCCAGUUCAGAGUCCAGAUCCUGGGUCUGUCCCCCUACAACAACAGCAACAACAACAACCACUAUCCAGGAAUACUAGCAGUGCUUUGCAGGGUAAAACAGGUCAACGACCUUCAACUUAUAACCAGCCCAAGGGCAAAAUCGCAAAGACAGCGACAAAAGGAAAACUACGUAAAAUACAGCAGUUGGACAGUAUGGCGUUACAAGAGACUUCAACCGCACAAAGUACGGCAAACACGUUAGACAUUUGCAACAUUCCAGAAGGCACUCAGCGAAAAGAUACAGAGACAUUAUUCGAAGAUCUUGUUAAAGCAGGUGCUGAAAUAAGAUGGAUACCAACAGGAGAGGAUAGUUCUGAGAACAAAGAAAGUGAUGUGAAUGCAGAUGAGAAAACGUCCAGUUACAACAUUGUGGCAAUAUUUAAGACUGCUGAAAGUGCCCAGUCCGCACUUAGUAGUAUACCAAAUGCAAAAUAUACGUUACGACUCGCGAGUAAGCAGUAUGAAUUCAAAGGAGUGGCUUCCUCUACAUGAGAAGAUAUUUUUUAUAGAGAAACUUCAUUCUUAGAAUACAAUACAAGAGAAAAAAUUUGGAGAUGUUUGUCUGGGAUAAAAAAACUUAACUGUUUGAUUUUGUUUCCAAAACUGAACACAACUUGUGCUUCUUAACUGAAGAGAAAAGUAUUUCUGAUGAAAACUAACUAGUGAUUAGUCUCACAAACUCAAAAACACUGAUGGCUUGAAGCCAAGGCAGAACUAAAAAUGCUUAUAACAGUCAGUUUUUCAACACUCAUCAUUUCAAAUAUAGAUGUCAUCCUGUUCCUACUGGUCUGCCUUUUUUCUAUAACUUUAUUUUCUCCAUUUCGUGUUUAAAAAAAUAUAAUAGUCUUUUUUUCUUCUUCAUAUCUUCAAACCAUGUACAUUCUACAGACUGAGGGUAAGGGGCCAUGUCAGCAACACAGCUGAAUAAACAAGAUGGCGGCAUUUGAGAUUACAGUGGUUUGUGCAAAUGACUGCCUAGCAUCGUGUAGAAAUAGACAUAAGAGGUUGGAGUGUGCUGAAUAUUCAUCAACUUAAGUGGCCAUACUAGAAAAAAUAUUCAUUAGUUUCUGUGGACAGUAUACAUUCUGAGUGAAAAAUAUUUCUCCAACUCUGGCGGCCAUAUGUGCGUUGCAUUUUCACCAACAUGUCCUAAAUGUGUUGAAUAUUCACCAACAUGUCCUAAAUGUGUAGAAUAUUCACCAACAUGUCCUAAAUGUGUAGAAUAUUCACCAACAUGUCCUAAAUGUGUAGAAUAUUCACCAACAUGUCCUAAAUGUGUAGAAUAUUCACCUGCUUGGGUGGCAUGAGAUUAAAAAUAUUCUCCAAA
Messenger RNA from Saccoglossus kowalevskii, 4797 nucleotides. RefSeq lists its product as uncharacterized. NCBI's taxonomy places the organism in Eukaryota, Metazoa, Hemichordata, Enteropneusta, Harrimaniidae. The record is from RefSeq and is a predicted model, not a curated record. Gene Ontology annotation, molecular function: nucleic acid binding.